AUGUCAUCAAAUCGCAAAAGACGGGCCAACGCAGCAGUCGAGACUGAGUCAACCCCAAGCGCUCGCCGGCGCAGAAGACAAAGCGAAGAAUCCGACUCGUCACCCGCACCAAACAGCGACGAUGACGGACCAAGCGCACCAACCAGCACCGACGCAAUGGUCAAGAAAAUGGUGCGGCUCGCUAUAGCAAGUGAAUAUUCGCGGCUGCCGAUCAGGCGCAAUGACAUCAGCACGAAGGUGCUAGGCGAGCAGGGCUCGCGCCAGUUCAAAUUAGUUUUUGACCAGGCCCAGUGGGAACUGAGGCAGCGCUUUGGUAUGGAGAUGACCGAACUGCCGGCCCGAGAGAAAGUGACAAUUACACAGCGACGGGGUGAGUUGGGAUUCCGUCUUGCUUUUCUUUGUUGCAGACCCACGCUAUUUCUAAGAUCACUACUGACAUCCCGUACAACAGCCGCCCAGAAGACCACUUUUUCCUCGGCUAAUAAGUCAUGGAUCGUUACCACCACCUUGCCGCUCGCAUACCGUUCUCCGGACAUCCUGAUUCCAACUAAGGCACCCUCCCUAUACACUGAAAGCACAUACACGGGCCUAUACAGUUUCAUUAUAGCGGUGAUCGUACUGAACGGCGGUUCACUAGCUGAACAGAAACUUGACCGGUACCUAUCGCGCACAAACGCUGAGAUUGCUACGCCGGUCGAUCGCACGGAUAAACUGCUACAGCGGCUAUGCAAGGAGGGAUACAUUAUCAAGACCCGGGAGAUGGAUGGCGGCGAGGAGGUGAUUGAGUACGUCCUUGGACCGCGGGGUAAAAUUGAGGUUGGGACUAGUGGUGUGGCGGGUCUUGUGCGAACUGUUUACGGGAAGGAGAAGGGUGACCAUGCGGGCUUGACUCAACUACAGAGAGAAGAGCUUGAGGACUUUGAGGGGAAGCUUGGGAGGAGCCUUGGGAUCGAACCGGCAAGCAUACGAGCUAGUGGGGUGGAUGGUGCUAGCGAUGUGGAUGGGGAUGCUGGAGUCGAUCGGAGCUCUGGCCCUAGACGGUCUUCGAGGCGUGGUCCUACCCAGGAGCAAGAAGAGGAAGAAGGUUCUGUUUCCGAAGAAUAUGAGGAAGAGUGA
This is a messenger RNA of Penicillium egyptiacum, 1116 nucleotides long. NCBI's taxonomy places the organism in Eukaryota, Fungi, Ascomycota, Eurotiomycetes, Eurotiales, Aspergillaceae. The record is from the annotation of a GenBank genome assembly.